AUAUAGAUGCUGACGAAUGGAGCUGCUGUCGUGAGCGGGGAACAUGACACAGAGGUCACUGAACUGAUGGCUGUCUACACCAAACAGAACCCUGUAGCCGACAAGUUGUCCUUAUCGGAUAGCUCAGAGAGCCAUGGCUGCAGCGAGGCCCAGAGACUGGACAUGAUCUACACUGUUGAAGACGUCCCACCCUGGUACCUCUGUAUAUUCCUGGGUUUACAGCACUACCUGACCUGUUUCAGUGGUACCAUCGCUGUUCCCUUCCUAUUGGUUGAUGCCAUGUGUGUUGGCUUUGACCAGUGGGCCACCAGUCAACUGAUUGGGACCAUCUUCUUCUGUGUGGGCUUGACAACGCUGCUUCAGAGUACCCUCGGCUGCAGGCUGCCGUUGUUCCAGGCCAGUGCUUUUGCGUUUCUCGCUCCUGCUCGAGCCAUCCUGUCCCUGGAGAAAUGGAAAUGUAAUAACUCAGAUAUAACCUUUACCAAUAGCUCAGAAAUGAUGGACACAUCACAUAUUUGGCACCCGAGGAUUCGAGAGAUCCAAGGUGCGAUCAUCAUGUCCUCCCUGGUGGAGGUGCUGAUCGGGUUCCUGGGCCUGCCUGGCAUUCUGCUGAGCUACAUCGGCCCCCUGACCAUCACGCCGACGGUGGCUCUGAUCGGUCUCUCAGGUUACCAGGCAGCUGGUGAGCGAGCUGGGAAGCACUGGGGCAUCGCCAUGCUGACCAUAUUUCUGGUGCUGUUCUUCUCUCAGUACGCGCGCAAUGUGAAACUUCCCCUCCCGGUUUAUAAAUACAAGAAAGGCUGGACAGUCUACAAGUUGCAGCUGUUUAAGAUGUUCCCGAUUAUCUUGGCCAUUUUGGUGUCGUGGUUCCUGUGCUUUGUCUUCACGGUGACGGAUGUUUUCCCACCAGACAGCGGUCAGUACGGAUACUACGCUAGGACUGAUGCUCGGAAAGGUGUCCUCUCUGUCGCUCCGUGGUUCAAAGUUCCUUAUCCCUGUCAGUGGGGCUUGCCCACAGUCUCGGCAGCGGGGGUGAUAGGCAUGCUGAGUGCUGUUGUUGCCAGCAUCAUCGAAUCUAUCGGUGAUUAUUACGCCUGUGCCAGGUUAUCCUGUGCCCCACCUCCACCAGUCCAUGCAAUUAACAGAGGCAUCAUGGUGGAAGGCCUGUCGUGUGUCCUGGAUGGGCUGUUCGGAACGGGGAACGGCUCGACAUCAUCCAGCCCCAACAUCGGGGUUUUGGGUAUCACCAAGGUGGGGAGCAGGAGGGUAAUCCAGUACGGAGCUGCAAUGAUGGUUCUGCUGGGAACAAUUGGCAAGUUCAGUGCACUGUUCGCCUCCCUCCCAGACCCAGUACUCGGAGCGUUGUUCUGCACUUUAUUCGGGAUGAUCACUGCUGUCGGCUUGUCCAACCUUCAGUUUGUCGACCUGAACUCCUCCCGGAAUCUCUUUGUGCUAGGAUUUUCCAUCUUUUUCGGGUUAAUGCUGCCUAGUUACCUGAAGCAAAACCCCCUUGUGACAGGUAUUUCUGAAGUUGACCAAGUCCUGAAUGUACUGUUGACAACAGCGAUGUUUGUUGGAGGUUGUGUUGCAUUUCUGUUGGACAAUACUAUCCCAGGCACCAUUGAAGAAAGAGGUCUUCGCAAAUGGAAGGCUGGUAUGGUGGCGACCAAGUCUUUGGACAGUAAAGAGACUUACAACCUGCCGUUUGGCAUGGCGUUGAUGAAGAGGUACAAGGUGUUCAGUUACCUGCCCAUCAGCCCCACCUUUACGGGAUAUGGAUGGCGGACGUGCCAGGAGGCUGGCAGCUUGAGGAGUCGGCCUGACAAUGCUGAAGCGUCUGUAUAGCAUGCAGCCAACCACCCUGUGCCCUCUGAGGCUCCGAGUCCAUUCCACUGUUCAGAUUGUGGCUCCCACGAUGGGGAAGGCAUGCA
Molecule: messenger RNA, 1931 nt
Organism: Rhincodon typus (whale shark)
Lineage: Eukaryota; Metazoa; Chordata; Chondrichthyes; Orectolobiformes; Rhincodontidae
Product: solute carrier family 23 member 2-like
Exons: 14
Coding region: 7-1845 (612 amino acids)
Biological process (GO): transmembrane transport; L-ascorbic acid metabolic process
Cellular component (GO): membrane
Molecular function (GO): transmembrane transporter activity
Source: RefSeq, a predicted model, not a curated record